Molecule: messenger RNA, 2442 nt
Organism: Talaromyces marneffei
Lineage: Eukaryota; Fungi; Ascomycota; Eurotiomycetes; Eurotiales; Trichocomaceae
Exons: 5
Coding region: 1-2442 (813 amino acids)
Source: RefSeq, a predicted model, not a curated record
AUGGCGUUGGGUGCUUUCAAGAGCAGUUCGACGACUGCGUUCGUCUUUGUUGUGCUGUUGAUGCUUAUCGUUCUGCCCGGUAAAGCUGAAGCAUUUGGUGCUGGAAACAUCGCUUCUAUAUCCACCAUCGAAGGCAAGAAUUGGCGUCAUGGAGAUAUUGAGGACACCAUUCAAGCUCUUGCUUUCAUUCGUGGUCAUAAAUGGACCUCGGCCAUGAUUAAGCGUGUCUACUUUGGCAAUUGGCUGCGAGAUUACUCUCAAGCUAUGGAUGUUGGCACACUGAAGAAUCUGCAAGCUGACACUAUCCGGGUUCUUGUCUGGAUCCUCUCUUUCAUGACAUUUGGCUAUGCAACAGGGGAGUUUGAAGUUACUUCUGACAGACUCGGUGUUUAUCGCCCGGAAGAGCACAUUGACAAUCCCAAAGAUUACGCCGAUAACAACGACGCUAGACAAUAUGACAAGCGCCUACGCCCGCCCGUCCGCCAAAUUGAGUUAGACAUUGACCCCGAAACUGGAAUGAAGAAUUACAUUGCCAACGAAAAAGGCGACUGGGCCACAAGCGCCGCAUACAUCAAAUACAGUAUCUCUCGAAGUAUUCACUACGGCAGACUAUACACAAACGGCGGUAAUAACAAAGGCAAAGAAGAGGAUCUCUUCGAAGCCCUUAGGUGUCUGGGUCAAGGCCUCCAUACCCUAGAAGACUUCGGCGCUCAUUCCAAUUACUGUGAACUCGUUCUCCGAGAAAUGGGGUUCCACAACGUCUUUCCCCAUGUCGGUGUUGCUACAGAGAUCAACCUCCGUGGAAAACGCGUCUUCCCUCUUGUGACGGGCACAUUUGGAAUGGUGGAUUUCUUCCACUCUGUUCUCGGCGAGGCAAACGAUCAUUUCACCCAAUCCGAACUCAAUGAAGCUGAUAAUACUCUGCUUGGAGCUGAGUCAAAUACACAGUCCCCAGCUAUCAACGCGUUGACAGGACUUCUGGGCAAGGUCCCCGGUACAAAGGAGCUUAUUACGGAAGCCGAAGAGUUGCAGCGACGAUCGAACAUGCAGGCUGAGGCCAAUCGUAACCGACAUGUGCAUACUGGGUAUGCUACUUCUCGAGGAGUGGAUGGCUAUUCCACUCAAAGCUCUGAGCGGAGUAGAGAUCCUAGUGAUGAUUACCAGUCAAGCCACUAUGGACAAAGAGUGCCUAGAGGUGAUGACUAUGGGUCUGGUCAGUAUCAGCAGACCCGAGCCGCUGCAGGUGGCUAUCAAUCAAGUCAACCAAGCGGAGUAUCAGGUUUGCCGGAUAUCGACCCUCAAAAAACCGUUGAGCAGAUCUACCCUAUUCUCGAAUUCAGGGACAAAGUCGUGCGACGCAUCAGCUCGAUUGUCGAGAAGAUUCCUGGUUUGGAAUCGCUUAUUGACAAGAUCACCGAAACAGUGACGCUAUUUGUCUUUUCACUUCUAGCGCCCUUUAUUCGUCCUCUUAUCAAUGUGGCCUCCAAGUCCCUGCAAACAGGCUCGAUGGGAGUCAUUGAAUCCUCAGGAAAACAUCAAUACGAAGUCUGGGACGAUCCUCACUGCACGGAUCCCACCCAUUCCAUGCUGUCCAAGGACCACUUUGCCAACAUGCUCAACCAGCCAGCCGGCCAAGUUGCUGCUGCUAUUUUGAAAUACGUCGUCCCCCGUGUUGUGCAUGCAUGGGAACACAUCGAUACCCCUGUUGACCAAGUCACCCAUGAUUGUCUGAGAGUCUUCCAUCACCCCGCUGCCAGAGAUAUGCAUAAUGAAGCCCACAGCACGAUGUUCAAGGCAGUUGAGAGCUGGGUUCACUCUAGAUCUGACCGUGGUCAUAAUUUGAACGAUCUGCUCAGCGCCCAGAGCGUCAGAGCAGGAAAGAAUUUGACCAAAGAGGCCGCUACUACUGGCGGUGGUCACGGUCAUUCCCAUGGCGGCGGUGGGUUUCCUGCUGUCAGCGGUGGUCUCUUUGGAGCUGGUGCUGCCUCUUCACAUCAACAGCAUGGACAGAACCAACAGCAACAGCAUUCCUCCUCAGGAGCUCCAUGGGAAGAACUAUCGAAGCUGAACAUUAACAUUCCUGGAAUGUCUGAAGUCGCCAAUGUUGCUAAUAAACUCGGAGGGUUCUCAAAAUUCCUGUCAAGUACUGGUCUGACUCGCGACGCUCCUGAAGAGACGCCGGUACCAAGCCAUAACACAGGGUACGAACCACCGCAACAAUCAUAUCAAUAUGAGCAGCCGCAGCAUCAGCAGUAUCAACAUCAGCAAUCGGAGUAUCCUCGGAACCAACAAUACUCAGCACCGCCACCCCCACCUUCAAUUGGGAAUGAGAGGGGUAUCGUGAGCACCGAGAGCAUCGAGACCAUGAAGACCAGGAGAAUCGCCAUGGUCAUGGACACGGCCGUCACAAUGACUAUUAGACUGCACCAUACUUCUAGCUAG